This is a messenger RNA of Auanema sp. JU1783, 936 nucleotides long. Lineage: Eukaryota; Metazoa; Nematoda; Chromadorea; Rhabditida; Rhabditidae. The record is from the annotation of a GenBank genome assembly.
CUGUGCUUUAAUAUCAUGAGUCUCGAUCAACUUUCCAAGUUUGGGGAUUUAGAAAAAAUCGGUGAAGGAACUUAUGGAGUUGUUUUUAAAGGAAUACAUAAAAAGUCUGGUUUGAAAGUUGCACUAAAAAAAAUUAGAUUAGAAACGGACGGAGAGGGUGUCCCAAGUACCUGUAUACGCGAAAUAACUCUUUUGAAAGACCUAAACCAUACUAAUAUAGUUCGGUUAUACGACGUGAUACAUAAUGGUGACCGCUUGUUCCUGAUUUUUGAGUUUGUGGAUAGAGACUUAAAAGGUCUUCUAGAUCUGCUCCCAGAGAAAAAACUUCCCCCACAGCAUUUUCGUUUGGCAACUUCUUCAGGCUAUCGCAUAUUGUCAUACAAGGCGGUUGAUGCCAAUGGGAUUAUUAAACUAGCUGACUUCGGGCUAGCAAGGAAUUUCUCAAUGCCGAGUAGGCCGUAUACCCAUGAAGUAGUAACGUUGUGGUACCGAGCACCAGAGGUAUUGCUUGGUGGACGGUACUACUGCACAGGGCUCGAUAUAUGGAGCUUGGGUUGUAUUUUCAUCGAAAUGGCUAGCGGCGGUACACCUUUCCAAGGUGAUUCAGAAAUCGAUCAACUCUUCAAAAUUUUCAAGCUGUUAGGGACUCCAUCAACUGAAAUUUGGCCAGAAGUAGAUUUACUCCCAAACUUCAAGCAUGUCUUUCCUAAAUGGAAAGUGGAAGAUGAUAACUUAAAACGAACUAUGGGUCCUCUGGAAGACGAUGGAGUGGCAUUAGCGAGGGAUAUGCUAUCUUACCAUCCUGAAAGCCGAAUCACAGCAAAAAGUGCUCUGGGUCAUCGUUACUUACGAAAUUUGUCUUUCGCGCCCCCCGAAGUUGUGUCAUUGUUAAAAGAAGCAAUAACCGAACCUAAAGCUAACCAUUCUAAUUACUAG